AUGAAUCGCCGCUUCAUUUUAUUGCUACGGGAUGUCUUAUCGAAACGACGGUAUGGGUGUGAAGCCGCUGCUACCACUGCUAAACAGGAAAAUCGACGUAGAUUACCGAAUGAUGGACUCGGUCUUGAUCACUUCAUUCAGCGAAGCAGUAGGACACGAUUACCAAAAAUCUCUCCUACAAUAGAGGAGACAAGCUAUCUGGCUCCAGAAGACAUUUCUGGUCUUGGCCGUAAAGUAAAAUAUGUCACUUAUGGAUGCCAAAUGAACGUAAACGAUAUGGAAGUGGUACGAUCACUCCUGAAGACUAACGAUUAUGUAGAAACAGAUGACCUACUUGCUGCUGACGUUGUGGUUUUAAUUACAUGUUCGAUUCGUGAAGGUGCUGAAGAAAAGGUAUGGCGAGAAUUGAAGCGGAUCAGACAUGUAGCACGGCGAAGGCCAAUCGUUGGCGUGCUUGGUUGCAUGGCUGAACGCGUCCGUCACGGACUACUAUCGAAAAAAGGACUCGUCGAUGUUGUAGCAGGUCCCGAUGCUUAUCGAGAUCUUCCGCGCCUGCUAGCAGUUGUUCGAGCAGGAAGUAAUGCAAUCAAUGUUCAACUAUCCGUUGAAGAGACUUACGCGGAUGUGAAACCUGUUCGAGUAGAUCAAAACGCUAAGACUGCUUUUGUUUCAAUCAUGCGUGGAUGUGAUAAUAUGUGUACAUAUUGCGUUGUACCUUUAACUAGAGGUCGAGAGCGAAGUCGUCCUAUUGAUUCGAUCAUCGAAGAAGUGCGCCGACUGAGUGAUGAGGGUGUCAAACAAGUAACCUUGCUUGGACAAAACGUGAACAGUUACCGUGAUAUGUCAGAAUCUACACAUUUCAUGCAAGAACCAACUGCAACCACUGCUGUUCCAGGUUUUUCAACAGUAUACAAGCCAAAAACGGGUGGUCGUACUUUCGCAACACUCUUGGAAAAAAUUUCUGAUAUUGAUCCGGAAAUGCGUGUUCGAUUCACAUCUCCCCAUCCUAAGGAUUUUCCUAUUGAGCUAAUUCGGUUAAUAAAGGAGCGUCCAAAUAUAUGCAAUCAGUUGCAUUUGCCCGCUCAAAGUGGCGAUGAUGCUACACUCGAACGAAUGGGAAGAGGAUAUACACGAGAGUUGUACCUGAAGCUUGUGGAUGACAUCCGUCAAAUAAUCCCAGACGUAAGCCUCACGUCCGAUUUUAUUGCCGGUUUUUGCGGAGAAACAGAGGAAGCCCAUCAGAGGACUGUUGAGUUGAUACGUAACGUGAAGUACACGUUUUGUUACGUGUUCCCAUACAGUAUGAGAGAGAAGACUCGUGCUCAUUACCGUUUGGUAGAUGACGUGCCUGAAGAUAUAAAACGACGUCGACACGAAGAGUUAGCAGCUGUGUUCCGCGAGGGUUCACUUGCUAUUCACCAAUCACUGAUUGGAACAGAACAGCUUGUACUUGUCGAAGGCAAUUCUAAACGCUCACCGACAGCACUUCAAGGUCGAGCCGACAAUGGCACGAAAGUGAUAUUCGAAAACACCUGCGGUUAUGAACCUGGAGACUACGUAGUAGUGAGAAUAAGUGGUUGCACGUCUCAAACAAUGAAUGGAGAGUCUAUACGAAAAGCUACUCUCAAAGAGUUCUAUAACUAG
Necator americanus (New World hookworm) is the source of this 1644-nucleotide messenger RNA. RefSeq lists its product as uncharacterized. The record is from RefSeq and is a predicted model, not a curated record. Gene Ontology annotation, cellular component: mitochondrion. Gene Ontology annotation, biological process: tRNA modification; negative regulation of cyclin-dependent protein serine/threonine kinase activity. Gene Ontology annotation, molecular function: methylthiotransferase activity; 4 iron, 4 sulfur cluster binding. Lineage: Eukaryota; Metazoa; Nematoda; Chromadorea; Rhabditida; Ancylostomatidae. The coding region runs from base 1 to 1644 and encodes 547 amino acids. The transcript has 14 exons.